Exophiala xenobiotica is the source of this 366-nucleotide messenger RNA. RefSeq lists its product as uncharacterized. The transcript has a single exon. The record is from RefSeq and is a predicted model, not a curated record. Lineage: Eukaryota; Fungi; Ascomycota; Eurotiomycetes; Chaetothyriales; Herpotrichiellaceae. The coding region runs from base 1 to 366 and encodes 121 amino acids.
AUGUCGAAUCAAGAAUACAAACCUCCGGAAGGUCCGCCGCCAGGCGUCGCCUCGCCUCCUCCUGUCCACCAUGAUGCCGGUCCAUACAAUGAGCGAGGGGUGAUGCCGUACCAAAAUUAUCCUCCUCCUCAAGAUCCAAAUGGUUAUUACGGUCCUCCACAGGGUUGGAAUCAAGGUCCAUGGCCUCCGCAAGGGCCUCAGUCAGGACCAUAUGGGUACUACGGGCCACCUCAGCAAGGCAUGUACUACCAGCAACCACCACCAGUCACAUAUGUCGAUCGGAGGUCAGAUGGCGCCGGAGAGGGUUGUUGUGCCGCUUUACUCGCCGCGCUGACUUGCUGCUGCUGUCUUGAACUCUUGUUCUAG